This is a messenger RNA of Ruditapes philippinarum (Manila clam), 2148 nucleotides long. RefSeq lists its product as uncharacterized. Gene Ontology annotation, molecular function: 7-dehydrocholesterol reductase activity. Gene Ontology annotation, cellular component: endoplasmic reticulum membrane. The record is from RefSeq and is a predicted model, not a curated record. NCBI's taxonomy places the organism in Eukaryota, Metazoa, Mollusca, Bivalvia, Venerida, Veneridae. The transcript has a single exon. Gene Ontology annotation, biological process: brassinosteroid biosynthetic process; cholesterol biosynthetic process. Bases 363 to 1832 code for a protein of 489 amino acids.
UUUAAUCUUAACCUUACAUUGGUUGUGAAAUAAUGGAGAUUACGUGUCAUUAUAUUAUUUAUGUUCAUUUCAAAGAAUGAAAAAUAUUGACGAAAUUUACGAGUCAUAAACAGAUGCAGAUCAAACGUUUCUGUAAUAACUAGCUCGACUCGGAUCGUUUGAUGCACAGAAAAUUCGCACGUUCAUUACUUACGUUUGGGUAUGAACCGAUCUACUACUGCAUUAGAUAUAUGUGUUAAUAUAGAGCGAAAUACAUCAAGUAGAACAUAUCUGUACCGACAUAUACUAUCACUGAGUAUAUAACUAAGAGAGCAGUGGAUUUAUGAACACUGGAAAAAAGAAACCCGAAACAAAGCUGCGUCAUGCUGAAUGGUGAAAAAAUGAAACAGAGAGGAGCCAACUCGGGUAACUCUCGCCGAGACAGUAACGGCAUUGCUGGCAUUAUCAGUGACGGCAGUGGUGACUAUAGUGACCAGAGGAAACAACAAGAUGGUGGUAAAAGAAGUCGAGCAGGAAUUAGUGCACCGUUUAGUGUGAUCAACAAUAUAAUACUGCCACUACUCAUCGUGACGCUGCUACCAACUGGUAUCAUGAUGAUAGUUUACUCAAGUACUGACUGUGAUGGAAGUUUGUCAACUAUGAUAUCUCGCAUUCAGAACAAAACUUUAUAUGAUAUCUAUAUGGAGCUAUGGGGCAAUUAUCUAAGUGGAAUUAGUUUUUUCACGUUCGCAGUUGUAUUUGGAUAUUACAUAUGGGCUAUAUUAUGCACUAGGAUGAUACCAGGAAAAAUCGUGAAAGGACCAUUGACGCCAAUGGGAAAUAUUCCUGAAUAUGUAGAUAACGGGUUAAGUUGUUACAUUAUAACAAUGGCGGGGCUUAUCAUACUGACCGUUAUUCUAAAACUCAACAACCUUACCCCUACCAUUGUUAUUGACCAGUUCGGAGAACUUGCAGCUUUCAUGCAUAUAUAUUCGUUCAUCGUCGUGUUUUUCUUGUAUAUCAAGGGAAUAUAUUCCCCAUCGAGUUCUGAUAGUGGGAAGACAGGGAAAGGCUUUAUGUUCGAUUAUUACUGGGGUACGGAACUUUAUCCUCGUGUGUACGGAGUGGAUAUCAAGGUACUGACAAACUGCCGUUUUGCUUUGACUGUCUGGCCAAUACUUGUAUAUUUGUGUGCAAUAAAAAGCUACGAGCUUCAUGGUUUCGUUGACAGUAUGAUGAUUACAACAGUUCUACAACUUUUUUACAUCACUAAAUUUUUCUAUUGGGAAGCGGGAUAUUACGGUACCAUGGAUAUUUCUCAAGAUCGGGCAGGAUUUUACAUCAUAUGGGGUUGCAUGAGUUUAGUGCCUCCACUUUACCCUUUAGCAAGCUACUACCUCGUAAAUCACCCUGUUCGCAUUGGUCCUGUCUGGACUACCGUUAUCUUAGUUGUGGGUAUUGCAUCAACUACAGUUAAUUAUUUAGCGGAUCAUCAGAAGCAAAUAGUUCGUAAAACAAACGGAAACUGCAAAAUAUGGGGCAGAAAUCCGGAUAUAAUUCGUGCCAAAUAUCGUACAGAAUCUGGCAAUACAAGGGAGAGCAUACUACUUACUUCAGGAUGGUGGGGGUUAUCAAGGCACUUUCAUUACGUCCCAGAGAUAUUGCUUGCCUUCUGUUGGACAGUUCCGGCGGGAUUUGAGAAUUUAUUACCCUACAUGUAUAUCAUAUUCUUGACGGUGCUUUUGGUACACCGUAGUUUUCGUGAUGAGAAAAAGUGCAGUACCAAGUAUGGGGAAUAUUGGCAAAAAUAUUGCUUGAAAGUAAAAUACAGAAUCAUACCUUACGUUUUCUAAUGUAGACUAAUAAACGUAACAUCGCUUCAAAGAAAAACUUGCAUAUACAUGUAUAUUUUAUUGAACAAUGUUUUUAAUGAUUCAUUCUUUGCUGGUAUAGAUCGUGCUGUGUUUAACAAUUACUUUGUUUUGAAUAAUUACUUUCAAAAGUGUAUUCAAAUAAAUAUUUUCUGUAAUGUUUUAACCCCCCCCCCCCCCAAUUAUAUUGUCAUUUUUAGUUUCACUUUAUCUUGUGUUUAACCACAAACAAAAUGUUGAAAUCAGACAUAAAGAAAUUAUAACAUUUCAUGGAAACAAUAAAUUGAAUACGAAUUCA